Ectocarpus sp. CCAP 1310/34 is the source of this 457-nucleotide messenger RNA. NCBI's taxonomy places the organism in Eukaryota, Phaeophyceae, Ectocarpales, Ectocarpaceae. The record is from the annotation of a GenBank genome assembly.
GUGGCGUAGGCCGCAAACACUCUAAGGUUUUGCCCCUCGAGGGAAGCCACAUCGGGAUGAGCUCUGCUGGAGACGAAGAGCGCGCUGCUGCGAGCGGAGAACAGAUCCGCCCGCCGGUGCAGGAGGGCCGCGACGCGGAGCUUGCAAGUUUGCAACGGCAGAUUUCGCAAUUGGCGGCCCUGGUGGAGGAGUCGGUGAAGAAGAAGGAGCCUGGUAGCGUCGUGGCGGAUGCAGCCAGUAGUGGCGGCUGGAUUGCCGCCACCGGAGGCCAAGAUCAUCCCCUGCUGCCGCACGGCAGAGGCGGGGGAUUUCUCCAGCAGCAAGCGAGAGAUAGUGGGCAAGGACCACGGCAGCUGCUGGAAGGCGGCUGGGCCAGCAGAUCGGGAGCGAACCCUGUUGGACCAGCCGGAGUGGGCCCGGGCAUAGGACCGGACUACGGGGAAGCGAGGGGGUUAAA